GCCCCACCGCUCAGAUUCCAGCGCGUCUCCAAACUCCUUCCUUCCUGUCGGCGCGUUUCUUCCUUUCCAUCCAGCUUUUUUCUCCUUUUCUUCUUGUUGCCCAAGUUGCCUUUCCGAGGACGUGCGGCCCCGUGCACCUGCUUCCUAGCGGGUUUGACAUGGUUCACACACCUGAAUCGCGCAGGGUGAGUCCGGAAGACGAGCACGAGCAUUUGCGACUACACCGACAUCGACAUUAACAGUGCCUCCUCCAUUGUCCGUUGCCCCCCAGGACUUACGCGUUGAUGACGCAACGGAUGGCCUGGCCAAUGAGGACCAUGUUCCAACUGAACUCUCUCUGGAGACACAACUCUACAAACACAACACCAUGAACUCCGAGGCCGCAGUGAGACGUCAGGAGAAGUGAGAGCUUUGUCCAAGGGAAAGCCGCAGAGGCUGCGGAGAUGGCGCUGAGACGGCCCAAUGGGAUGGGGCACCGAGGUGUGUGGACCUCGCUGCUGCUUGUGUGGAUUACGUGUGCGACCCAUACCUCAAUGAGUGCCCUUGCCAACCAGUUGAGAGGUUUGGACCAAGGCGGGACAGCGCCAGGAAUGCGCCAGCCUGGCGAAGUACGCGGAACUCUGACUCGAGCCAAGAGGGGAUGGGUUUGGAAUCAAAUGUUUGUGCUGGAGGAGUUUUCUGGACCUGACCCAAUUCUCGUUGGCAGGCUGCACACAGACUUGGAUGUGGGCAACAAGAACCUUAAGUAUGUCCUGGCAGGUGAAGGGGCAGGCACUAUCUUUGCCAUCAACGAAAGGACAGGGGACAUCCAUGCCAUGAAACGGCUCGACCGCGAGGAGAAGGCUGAGUACACGCUCACGGCACAGGUGAUAAACCGAGAUACAAAUGAACCUCUGGAGCCACCAUCUGAGUUCAUCAUCAAGGUUCAGGACAUCAACGACAAUGCGCCUGAGUUCACCAAUGGCCCCUACCAUGCCACAGUACCUGAGAUGUCCCAAGUGGGUACACCGGUCACCAAGGUGACGGCAACAGACGCAGAUGACCCGGUGUAUGGCAAUAGUGCCAAGCUGGUCUACAGCAUCCUGGAGGGGCAGCCCUAUUUCUCCAUUGACCCCAACACUGCGGUCAUUAAAAUUGCACUUCAAGGGAUGGACCGUGAGAUGAGGGAGGAGUACCUGGUCGUCAUCCAAGCCAAGGACAUGGGGGGUCACAUGGGUGGGUUGUCAGGGACAACCACUGUCACAAUCACACUUACUGAUGUCAAUGAUAACCCGCCAAAAUUCUCAAAAAGUCUUUAUGAGUUUACCAUACCAGAGGACCUUGGAAUUGGCCAAGUUGGUGGAAAAGUGAAAGCAAAUGACCGGGACAUGGGGGAGAAUGCCAAGUCAACGUAUAAUGUCAUUGGUGGAGAUGAUAAGGACGUCUUUGAAAUCACCACAGAUUCCCAGACGCAGGAGGGAAUCCUAAGGCUGAAGAAGCCUUUGGACUUUGAAAAUAAAAAGUCUUACACCCUGCGGGUGGAGGCGACCAACGUGAACUUUGACCCGCAGUUCAGCGGCAGUGGGCCCUUCAAGGACACGGCCACAGUGAAAGUGGCUGUGGAAGACUCGGAUGAGCCACCUGUGUUCACGCAGCCCAGCUACCUGGUGGAGGUGCAUGAGAACACAGGUGUGAAUGCUGUCAUCGAACAGGUGGCUGCACACGACCCUGACAUCACAGGCAGCCUCGUCAGGUACUUCAUUGACCGGCACACAGACCUUGAGAGGCAGUUCAACAUCAAUGUGGAUGACGGGAAGAUCACCCUGGCAAAGCCCCUUGAUCGGGAGAUGGAUAUGUGGCACAACAUCACAGUAACAGCAAUGGAAGUCAGAAAUCACAGCCAGAUAUCUCGAGCCAUCGUUGCCAUUAAAGUGCUGGACAUAAACGACAAUGCACCAGAGUUCGCCAUGGAGUAUGAGACAUUCCUCUGCGAGAAUGGAAAACCUGGUCAGGUGAUACAGACAGUCAGCGCCGUGGACAAAGAUGACCCAAAGAAUGGCCACUUCUUCAUCUACAGUCUGGUGCCAGAAAUGUCAAAUAACCCAAACUUUACCAUAAAAGACAACAAAGACAACUCCAUCAAUGUGUUGGCCAAACAUGACACGUUCCGGCGGCAGAAGCAGGAGAUGUACUAUUUACCCAUAGUGGUCAGUGACAAUGGCAGCCCACCCAUGAGCAGCACAAAUACACUCACCAUCCGAGUGUGUGGCUGCAGCAAGGAGGGCAUUGUGCAGUCCUGCAACGUGGAGGCCUACGUCCUGCCCAUUGGCCUUAGCAUGGGGGCGCUCAUAGCCAUCUUGGCUUGCAUCAUCCUGCUUCUAGUCAUCGUGGUGCUCUUUGUGACGCUGCGGAGGCACAAAAAUGAACCUUUAAUUAUCAAAGACGAUGAGGAUGUCAGGGAAAACAUCAUCCGCUAUGACGAUGAGGGUGGUGGCGAGGAAGACACGGAGGCCUUCGACAUUGCCACACUGCAGAACCCUGAUGGGAUUAACGGCUUCCUGCCACGAAAGGACAUCAAGCCCGACCUGCAAUUCAUGCCUCGUCAGGGCCAGCACUCGGGGCCCAAUGGCGUGGAUGUGGAUGAGUUUAUAAAUGUGCGUUUACAUGAGGCGGACAAUGACCCUACGGCACCGCCUUAUGACUCAAUCCAGAUCUACGGUUAUGAGGGGCGGGGCUCAGUGGCCAGCUCGCUCAGCUCCCUGGAGACAGCCUCUUCAGACUCAGACCAGAACUUUGACUACCUCAGAGAGUGGGGGCCACAUUUCAGAAGACUUGGGGAACUCUACUCUGUGGGUGAGAGUGACAGGGAGCCUUGACGAUGGACCCACAGAGAACCGAUGAUUUUGCCCACAUACUUGUGUAUUAAGCGAGGGUUGCCAGAUAUUAGGAGUCCCUGUUGACAAAAGGAGGACACACAAAUCUUGCUUUCAAAUGUUAGAUGAAAGGAUAAUGUUCGUCAUCUCCAGUACCGCAUAAAAUGCAUCGUAACGUUGAGCAAAAGAAAAUAAUGCUUAUAUUAGGAGGUGUAUGAUUCCUGUGGAGUGUGAAUUA
Molecule: messenger RNA, 3090 nt
Organism: Scleropages formosus (Asian bonytongue)
Lineage: Eukaryota; Metazoa; Chordata; Actinopteri; Osteoglossiformes; Osteoglossidae
Gene: cdh8
Product: cadherin 8
Exons: 12
Coding region: 444-2855 (803 amino acids)
Biological process (GO): cell-cell adhesion mediated by cadherin; homophilic cell-cell adhesion; multicellular organism development
Cellular component (GO): synaptic cleft; plasma membrane; adherens junction
Molecular function (GO): calcium ion binding; cadherin binding; beta-catenin binding
Source: RefSeq, a predicted model, not a curated record